Molecule: messenger RNA, 1335 nt
Organism: Rotaria sp. Silwood2
Lineage: Eukaryota; Metazoa; Rotifera; Eurotatoria; Philodinida; Philodinidae
Source: the annotation of a GenBank genome assembly
AUGUACCAAAUCGAAGAGCAUCUGGCACCGUUAACAGGCGUUGUUACAAACUCACUUUUGGACGAAUCCAGUUCCGAUGAUGAUUCCUGCGUUGAAAUUACGUCUGUUGUCGAUGAAAAUGAAAAUGAAUUAAUUAAAUGGACUACUUAUCUACAACUUAAUUCGGACAGCGACGAUGAUAGCGAUGAAAAUUAUUCUUCAACUCAACCUGCACCACUCGUCAAUUAUUCAUCGUCAGAAUCAUCUAGUGAUAAUGAAAACUUAUUACAAUCAUCUCAUCAAUCUACAUCUUCUAAUAACAACAGUAAUGCCGAUAUUACGUCUUCAUCAACAUCAACCAUCAUGAAAAAGCGUAAGCGACGUCAAUGGACCGUAAACGAAAAGUUAAAUGCAAUUGCCUGCUUCGAAAAAAACAACAGCAAACACCAAACAGCCAAAGACGUUGGAUGCGCUAUAAAACAACUUCGGAUGUGGAUCCAGAAUAAAGAUAAAUUAUUAAAAUUGGCAUCUCAAAAGAAAGGUAAAAAACGCAAGCGUCUCAAUGGAGGUGGUAAAAAAUUAACUUAUGUGGAACUUGAUUCUCGUUUAUUUGCCUGGUAUCGUCAAAAACGUACUGAUCCUGGAUCGACAACAAUACCUGCUUCUGAUAUUCGUAAGGAAAGAGUAACAUUUCGUCAACUUGAACGUCGUGGACGACAAUUAAGUGAAGAAUUAAAUCAUCCAUGUCCAUCAUCGAAAUGGUUUGGUCGUUUUCUUGUUCGUCAUCGACUCUCUCUUCAACGUCCAAAACGACAACAGAAGAUUCCACUCGAUGAUGUUCAUCAAAAAGCAACUUCAUUUUAUACUUUUCUUCGACGAGCAAGUCGAGGGGCUCCAAAACGUGGUGCAAUGGGGGCCUUUACUUCACGUGACGUCUUCAACAUGGACGAAUCUCCACUGGCAUUAUUCGGUGAUCAAUCAAAACGAUCAAUCAAUGAUAUCAACACUUGCAAUGAAGUAGAAGGAUGUUUGAGUAACAAAAGAUUUUGUACGGUCAUUCUCACAGUGUCAGGUGAAGAUCAACGUGUUGAUCCUGUUUUAUUAUUCAAAGGGAAGGGUCAUGUUUCGCCUGAUGAACAGAAACAAUAUGCCAAGGGUGUCAAGGUAACUCUUCUGAAUUAUACGUUCGAUCCAGCUACAAUCGAUUCUCCAUUAUUACAUAUUGAUGAAUCCGACGACAAUGAUGAAGAACAACAGCAAAUAUCAAUUCAAGCAAAAUUAGCUGAAGAUCAUGACAAAAAUUUAUCAAAUCAGAAAAAUAAACAAUUAAAAUUAACUCAUUUUUGGAAAAAGUAA